This is a messenger RNA of Engraulis encrasicolus (European anchovy), 5127 nucleotides long. RefSeq names its product eph receptor B4b (gene ephb4b). Lineage: Eukaryota; Metazoa; Chordata; Actinopteri; Clupeiformes; Engraulidae. Gene Ontology annotation, cellular component: plasma membrane; dendrite. Gene Ontology annotation, biological process: protein phosphorylation; axon guidance; ephrin receptor signaling pathway. The transcript is spliced from 21 exons. The record is from RefSeq and is a predicted model, not a curated record. Gene Ontology annotation, molecular function: protein binding; transmembrane-ephrin receptor activity; ATP binding. Bases 982 to 4038 code for a protein of 1018 amino acids.
CCCAGGGCGCCCUACCAGGAGACACACAAAGUUGGAGUGGACUGUCCGUGCGCCGUUUACGUGUUUGUUUAUUUGCGGUGGCUGUUUACAUCGAGCCGAAAGCACCACCGCCACAUUUCUAAAAUCGUCAGAGGGCUGUAAAGCACGAACGGGACUGCUGAGGGACGGAUUACAGACCGGGGCGCGCACGCACAGUGGAUGUUUCGUUCCCGAACCGCAGCCGCCUGUUUUGUUUUGCUUCCCCCCAAAAAGAAGAGUGGAAUGCGGCGGUCGUGGUGACGGGAAAGAGGAGUCAGAGAGGGGUUGGUAUCGCUUGGCACGGGCUGACCGGGGUUUGGAAGCAGCGGGGUACCCUGUUCCUUUCGACUGCUGCGGUAGGCUUCGUUUACCAGAACCGGCACGGGGAACAGAACCGCUUCCUCCUAUCCCGCGGGUGUGAGAAAAGCAUACCGAAACUGGAUUCAGAGAGUCUGGACCUACAACAUCAUCGGCGCGCUAUAGGAUGACCUUUAUUACUGUCUCAUAUUAUCAAGUCGACACUGAUAAUAUUUUCGGACAAAACGGACUGCUUUUUUGGACAUGGUAAACUGCAGUUUAUGUUGAGUUAGUUGGCUUAUUUAUUUGAAGUUGUAUACUACAAUUCUAAGGUUUCUCUCUUUUUAAAAAUUAAAUAUUGAAUUCGUUCUGUGUGAGACUUUUACGCAGAAUACGCAAUUAACUCCAUGCGCCUUUUAAUAACCUAUGUUCAAAGCGUUGUGAUAUUUCCUUCAUCGAGAGAGACAAGUGUCCGAUCAUCGAGCCUUUACUGAUGUGGCAGACGGGACUUCAAGUUGAGACACGGCCUAGCUGACAGGACAGGUUGUGAAGGACACUUUGAAGUUCCCGUGGAGAUUGUGGGCUACAUUUGUGGGAUCGCCAGGUAUCUAGGCUACUGUCCAAGGCUUUUACAGCGCCGGUGUUCGCCAAACUGACAGCUGGAGAAUGGAGCAUAUUCUGCGGAUCGUUGUCCUCGCUCUCUGGCUCUGCCUCGCCGGAUUAUCCACACUCUCCGCAGCAGAAGAAGAGGUCCUGAUGAACACCAAGCUGGAGACAUCAGAUCUCCGCUGGACAAUCUAUCCAUCUGAUGACCCGCAGUGGGAGGAGGUGAGUGGUCUGGAUGAUGAGGGGCUGGGGGUGCGUACCUUCCAGCUGUGUCCAGGGGACAGCUCCCAGAGCCACUGGCUACGCACCAAACUCAUCCCCCGACGAGGGGCCUCACAGGUUUAUGUGGAGGUGCGCUUCACCAUGAUGGAGUGCUCCUCGUUGCCUGCCGCCCGGGCCUGCAAGGAGACCUUUAACCUCUACUACUACCAGGCAGACACGGACGAGGCCACCGCCACCUACCCAGCCUGGAUGGAGAACCCGUACACUAAGGUGGACACGGUGGCGGCGGACUACCUGCUCCGGCGUGGCGGAGAGCGGCGCUCCAACGUGAAGACGCUGCGCGUGACGGGCCUGAGCCAGCGCGGCUUCUACCUGGCGUUCCAGGCCCAGGGCGCCUGCAUGGCGCUCCUCUCCGUACGCGUCUUCUUCAAGAAGUGCCCCGCCCUCACACGCUCAUACACCACCUUCCCAGAGACCCUGCCCCACAGCUUAGUGCAGCAGGCCACGGGGAGCUGUGUGCCCAACGCUGCCCCGUCACCUCCAGGGCCCCAGGGCCAAGGCAUGACUCCUGCCCAGGCGCCCACCAUGUUCUGUGGGGAGGACGGGCAGUGGGUCGGGGUGCCCACCACCAGCUGUGCCUGCCAGCCGGGCUACGAGCCUCAGGAUGGGGACCUCCAUUGUAGAGCGUGCCCUCCUGGUUGGUACAAGGCGGAGUUUGGGGCGAGCCCCUGUGUCCAGUGUCCGGAAUUCAGCCUAUCGAGCGGCCCUGGCAACCCGCUCUGUGCCUGCCGACCGGGAUUCUACAGGGCACAGGACGACUCCGCACGAGCACCCUGCACAAAGCCGCCGUCGGCCCCGCGCAGCAUCGUGACCCAGAUCAACGACACCAUGGUGACGCUGGAGUGGAGCGAGCCCAAGGAGCGUGGCGGCCGCUCGGACCUCACCUACGCCGUGCAGUGCCAACGCUGCACCACCACAACCACCUCUAACUCCAACUCCAAUGCAGCAGGGGGCGCCAGCUCCUACUCCGCUCCCUCCUCCUCCUCCUCCACCAUCUGCGUGCCCUGUGCGGAGGGCGUGAGCUACAGGCCGGGCCAGAGCGAGCUGGCGGGCCGCCGGGUGGUGGUCAGGGGCCUGAGGCCCCACACCACAUACACCUUCACCGUGCUGGCCCUCAACGGGGUCAGCGCGCUGGCACACACACCCCCGGCCAGCGACAGCGUCAACAUCACCACCAGCAAGGACGUUCCCGUGCCCAUCUCGGACAUCAGGAAGACGCGGGCUACAGAGAGCAGCCUGUCCCUCAACUGGCCUGUGCCUCACCAGCCACACUACACCGUACUGGAAUACCAGCUCCGAUACUGCACCAAGGACCCUAACGAGCUGGGCCAGAGCUGCCUGUACCUGAGUAGCGAUCGCAACUCUGCGGUGAUCGGGGACCUGCGGCGCGGCACUCAGUACGAGGUGCAGGUCAGGGCCAGGACCAUGGCCGGGUACGGACACUUCAGCCAGAUCCGCAGCUUCCGCACCAUGCCCGACGAAGAGGAGUCCCACUCCCGUAUGGUGGUGACGGCAGUGCUGGUGUCCGUCGGCCUUCUGCUGCUUAUCUCCGUGGUGAUCCUGUCCAUCUACUGCUUCCGACGCCACUCAAGAGGGAGGGAUCCAGAGAUCAUGGAUAAGAACGGCCAGUACCUCAUGGGGCAAGGAGUGAAAGUGUAUAUUGAUCCGUUUACCUACGAAGAUCCCAAUGAGGCCGUAAGGGAGUUCGCUAAGGAGAUAGACGUGUCCUUCGUCAAGAUUGAGGAAGUCAUCGGUGCAGGUGAGUUUGGCGAGGUGUGCCGUGGCCGGCUGAAGGUGCCGGGUAAGAAGGAGAACUACGUGGCCAUCAAGACCCUGAAGGGGGGAUACACCGACAAGCAGAGGCGGGACUUCCUCUCCGAGGCCUCCAUCAUGGGCCAGUUCCAGCACCCCAACAUCAUCCACCUGGAGGGGGUGAUCACCGCCAGCUGCCCUGUCAUGAUCCUCACAGAGUACAUGGAGAACGGAGCCCUGGACUCCUUCCUACGGCUGAACGACGGCCAGUUCACCCCUAUCCAGCUGGUGGGCAUGCUGCGUGGCAUCGCGUCGGGCAUGAAGUACCUGUCGGAGAUGAGCUACGUGCACCGCGACCUGGCCGCGCGCAACAUCCUGGUCAACUCCAACCUGGUCUGCAAGGUGUCCGACUUCGGCCUGUCCAGGUUCCUCCAGGAGAACUCUUCUGACCCCACCUACACUAGCUCGCUGGGCGGUAAGAUCCCGAUCCGCUGGACGGCCCCCGAGGCCAUCGCCUUCCGCAAGUUCACCUCGGCCUCCGACGUCUGGAGCUACGGCAUCGUCAUGUGGGAGGUCAUGUCCUUCGGGGAGAGACCUUACUGGGACAUGAGCAACCAGGACGUGAUCAAUGCCAUUGAGCAGGACUACCGUCUGCCCCCUCCGCCCGAGUGCCCCUGGGCCCUGCACCAGCUCAUGCUAGACUGCUGGCAGAGGGAGCGCAUGUCGCGCCCGCGAUUCGCCGACCUGGUCUCCGCCCUCGACAAGCUCAUACGCAACCCCGCCUCCCUCAAGGUCACCGCGCGCCACGGCGACGGGCCCACCCACCCUCUCCUGGACCAGAGGCCGCCCCCUCCGCUGUCCCAGUGUGCGUCCGUGGGGGACUGGCUUCGGGCCAUCAAGAUGGGCCGCUACGAGGACAACUUCAUCCAGGCCGGCUUCACCUCCUUCGAGCUGGUCUCUCAGAUCUCCACCGAAGACCUGUUGCGUAUUGGUGUGACUCUCGCCGGCCACCAGAAGAAGAUCCUGUCCAGCAUUCAGACCCUCCGAGUCCACACCAAGGGUCCCAGCACUCUUCGUUACUGAGCAAAAUCAUCAACACCUACCCACCCACCCCCCCAACGCCCACCACAAUCACCCCUACGCAAGCACCAAACCAUCAGCACCAGCACAGGCACCUCGAGCACCAAUCAACCCCCUUCAACUUCGACAACCCCCCUCUGCAUCACUUCAACCCCUAAGCACCUCAUUCGUGCCCAAGCAUCUUCAUGCCUGUCCCCAGCCUCUCCAAGGACCGCUAAUGCCUUUGACUGAACUAUUCAUGAUUUGGCGUGGGGCAGCUCACACCACACAAUGCACGUCAUCAAUCACUGCCAUUUACCCCCAUCAAACCAGCAGCAUCAGACUCGGUGACAUCACAGUGGGACUAAAAAGAAUCAUGCCUUCUUCAGCUUAAAACAUGGAACUUGGAACUUGGAACAGACGGUGACCUCACAAUAGCAGAUGGUGUCGCACAUCUGACAAAGAAGUGGGUGUGGGAGCUGGUGAAAUUAAAUUGCCAGCACACCCACCAACCGAAGAUGUUUCCAGAUGUUCAUGGGUUUUUUUGGGAUUGUUAUGACUUCAUCGUGCCAGCUGCCCGCAUCCAGCCAAUCACUGUUCACGAUGCUGCCCUCUCUCAGUUAGGACUACAACUUGAGAGGUGACAUCACAAUCAAAUAAACACAUGCAAUACUGACCUCUCCACUGUGUCACACACGCUUGGCCAAAGCUCUUGGUGGGAAAUGUAUUUUUUUUUUUCUUUUUUUUGUGUCCGUCCAGCAUUUGAAAGACUGGGAAAUGAAAGACAAAAAAAGCAAAGAGACUGGUUGUUGACAGCCUGAAACAAAAAUAAGACACACUUAAAGUGAAGGAAAGAGAGAGAGAGCUAUCUCUCUAUCUAAGCCUUAUGUCUUUGUUAUAGCGUACAUGCUAGAAGACCACAAAUGAUUCAAAAUGGCCGCCACAGAAUUGCUUUUUUGGAGGACCCUUCUGUACUUCUGUGGUUUUGUAACUCCUCUGUCCAACUUCCUACUCUUCCUCUGUGGUUUUUGAAACAGAUUGCCUCUGACAAGGACCUGAGGACAACACACAGACACAUACAUGCAUGAUACAUACACACACACACACACACAC